This is a messenger RNA of Mytilinidion resinicola, 954 nucleotides long. RefSeq names its product high osmolarity signaling protein SHO1. Gene Ontology annotation, molecular function: protein binding. The coding region runs from base 1 to 954 and encodes 317 amino acids. The record is from RefSeq and is a predicted model, not a curated record. Lineage: Eukaryota; Fungi; Ascomycota; Dothideomycetes; Mytilinidiales; Mytilinidiaceae. The transcript has 4 exons.
AUGCCAUCCUACGGCUCCAUCCCUUCGCCAUCGCUCCGCAAAAUGGAAAACGGUCACAGCUAUGGCGGCAGUCGCCAGACAUUCUCCUUCGGCCGCAUCGUUGGCGACCCUUUCGCCUUGGCAACAAUCUCCAUUAGCAUGCUUGCCUGGAUCAUCGCCUUCAUUAGCUCCAUCAUAUCUGCUGUUCAUGGUGGCUUCCCUAACUUCGCCUGGUGGGCUCUGAGCUACAUGCUCCUUUGCGUUAUUGGCGUCACCGUAACGAUAGCGUCCGACUCAACGCAUACCUACCAUGUCGCCAUCGUUGGUUUCCUGGCUGCAGGACUGGUCUUCACCUCGUCAUCCGUCAAUUCUCUCGUCUACUCCUCCGUAGCCGCUUUCGAGGCCGCCGCCGCAGGCUUCAUUCUUCUUUCCAUGAUCGCGAUCAUCUGGAUCUUCUACUUCGGCUCCCAGCCGCAGGCCAGCCACCGCGCCUUUGUCGAUUCAUAUGCCCUCCACAAGGAAGCCCAGGGCUCGCGAAACUCCCGCCAAAUGUCCAACAACUACCGACCAGACACGUCCGUCACCGCGAACCCGCAGCCGCAGAUGUACACAUCCGCUCAACUGAACGGAUUCGAGACCUCCUCGCCUGUUUCGGGCUACCCAGGCGGACCUGUUGGGGGAAUGGACCAACGCAACUCCUCUCAACCCCGCUUUGGUGCCUCCAACAUGGGCAACACAUCGGAAGUGCAAACGCCAACACAUGACCCCGCCGCUGCUCAAGAUGCCGCCACGGAAUAUCCGUACCGAGCCAAGGCAAUCUACAGCUACGAAGCAAACCCAGAUGACGCCAACGAAAUAAGCUUCCAAAAGCAUGACAUUCUAGAAGUAUCAGACGUCAGCGGGCGGUGGUGGCAAGCGAAGAAGCCGAAUGGCGACACCGGUAUUGCCCCCAGCAAUUACCUGAUCCUACUAUAG